CUCGACCCAGCCCGCGGCCGAUCUCCUCUGUCCGCUCGCCGCGCCGCAGCCCGGAGUGGAGACUUCGCUCAGUCGAGCACCACCUGGGCCCCAGCGUCCUCGCGAGUCGCGACCAGCUCCGGCGCGGCGUCCGCCCUCUGGAGUCCCGGUGUCCCCGCGACCGUCGCUACUGUCCUACUUCGCCACUCGCCACCUUGGCCGGCGACGAGCACCACCAGGACACCAGCAAGGAUUUAUGGAUAAGAAAGAGAAGCCAGAGGCAACCAGCAGCACCCCACCACCACGACGGCUGGACUGCAUAAAAUGCUUUGAUAUGCUCUGGUUCUGCUACUCACCAUUCCACCAGAUGCAGAACUAUUACCGGUUUGGGGAGUUCGACAACUGCUUCGGCAAGUGGGCUGACCUGGUGGACUGCCUCACUCUCAAGACAAAGCGGGCGGCAGAGGUGGAGGAGAUCCUCAUCGCCCGUGAGAAGGCGGCCAAGCCACAUAUCUGGACCUACCGGACGGUCGACGAGGCAUCAGAGAAUUGGUGGCGGAUGUACAGGCAUUUUGUGAUGCUGUCAGGACCACUGUCAGGUUCUGCGCGGCCUCGCCCCAAGUCUGAUGAAUCUCAAUAGUUGAGGGGAUUUAUGCAAGUGUUUUGUUUGCGUCUGUGUCGCGUUAUCAUUCUAGCGAUCAUUUCUGUUGAAAUUCUUAUUUUUGUAACCUGCAAACCAAAGAGAUGGAAUCAUUGAGGUAGGCAAACAAUGUACUGCUGAAGAAUGAGAAUCUGAAAACGUUUUGAAUUCAGAAGCAAAUAAAUGAACAAAGUAGCCUUUGUGUUUUGUUUGUUUUGCAA
Sorghum bicolor (sorghum) is the source of this 840-nucleotide messenger RNA. RefSeq lists its product as uncharacterized. The record is from RefSeq and is a predicted model, not a curated record. NCBI's taxonomy places the organism in Eukaryota, Viridiplantae, Streptophyta, Magnoliopsida, Poales, Poaceae. The coding region runs from base 236 to 619 and encodes 127 amino acids. The transcript is spliced from 2 exons.